Messenger RNA from Arvicanthis niloticus (Nile rat), 2382 nucleotides. It is a transcript of the gene Arsa, whose product is annotated as arylsulfatase A. Lineage: Eukaryota; Metazoa; Chordata; Mammalia; Rodentia; Muridae. The record is from RefSeq and is a predicted model, not a curated record. Gene Ontology annotation, molecular function: arylsulfatase activity.
GGCGCAGAUAAGGGUCCGGAGCGCGCGAUCAAUCUCCAGCCUCACCCAAUCCCGCCCCGGUCCGAGGUCCUCAGCAGCCCCACCCGAAGGGUCCCACAGGCACACAAACCCACCCAGCUUGGCUUCCCAGCUCCGCCCCGCCUCGCCCCGCCCCGUCCCAGCUCUACUUAGCCCCGACUCGGUACCGCCCCGUCUCCGAGCCCGCCCUUCUCGGUCAACCCAGUGUCACGUGACCGCGGUCGUAUCCCAGACGGCCUGAGACCGACGCUGUGUAGGACCAGUUCCUUCUCAAUUCCGAACCGCCCUUGUCCCAUGGCGCCGGAGCCUCCCGGGUCAAUGUGAAGUGACGUCUGCUCCUGAUCCCAAGCCUGUGCUGGCACCGCUGGGUGAACAGGGUCAGAUCCCCGCUUGUGAAGUUAAAGAAGCCCUGGUCCUUUAGGGGCUCUGUGGAGUUACACCCCAGGCCACCCCCUUCCGAGUUCUGACAGAUUCGCUGGAGCUUCAGAAAGUGGACCUACAGACAGAAGGACUAUUUGGGUCUGGGGGCUUUAGGGGGGAGGAAGACUCGGGCUGGGGCCUCAGGUGAGGGCUGGUCUGGGCGCUCUGCCUUCCCUACCAAGGGACUGAGGACUCAGGCCCAUCUGUGUCCCUGCCAUGGGGGCCCUGGGGACCCUCUUUUUGGCAUUGGCUGCAGGCCUGAGCACCGCCAGCCCACCUAACAUCGUGCUGAUCUUUGCUGAUGACCUGGGCUAUGGGGACCUCGGCUCCUAUGGGCACCCCAGUUCUACCACCCCCAACCUGGAUCAGUUGGCUGCAGGGGGGCUACGGUUCACAGAUUUCUAUGUGCCUGUGUCUCUGUGCACGCCAUCUCGGGCCGCCCUCCUGACUGGCCGGCUCCCAGUACGAUCAGGCAUGUACCCUGGAGUUCUGGGGCCCAGUUCCCAAGGGGGCCUGCCCUUGGAGGAGGUGACUUUGGCAGAAGUCCUGGCUGCUCGAGGCUAUCUAACAGGGAUGGCUGGCAAGUGGCAUCUUGGAGUGGGGCCAGAGGGGGCCUUCCUGCCCCCACAUCAGGGCUUCCAUCGGUUCCUGGGUAUCCCAUAUUCCCAUGACCAGGGCCCCUGUCAGAACCUGACCUGCUUCCCACCAGACAUCCCCUGCAGUGGUACCUGUGACCAAGGACUAGUUCCGAUCCCACUGCUAGCCAACCUGACUGUGGAGGCCCAGCCCCCUUGGCUACCUGGACUAGAGGCCCGGUAUGUGUCUUUCUCCCGAGACCUCAUGGCUGAUGCCCAGCGCCAGGGCCGACCAUUCUUCCUGUACUACGCUUCCCACCACACCCACUACCCUCAGUUCAGUGGACAAAGCUUCACCAAGCGCUCAGGCCGUGGGCCAUUUGGGGACUCCUUGAUGGAGCUGGAUGGAGCUGUCGGGGCCUUGAUGACAGCUGUGGGGGACCUAGGUCUGCUGGGAGAGACACUGGUCAUCUUCACUGCAGAUAAUGGUCCUGAACUGAUGCGUAUGUCCGAUGGUGGCUGCUCCGGCCUCUUGAGAUGUGGAAAAGGAACAACUUUUGAAGGUGGUGUCCGAGAACCUGCCUUGGCCUACUGGCCAGGUCACAUUGCCCCUGGUGUAACCCACGAGCUGGCCAGCUCUCUGGACCUGCUGCCCACCCUGGCAGCCUUGACCGGGGCUCCGCUGCCCAACAUCACCUUGGACGGUGUUGACAUCAGCCCCUUGCUGCUAGGCACAGGCAAGAGCCCACGGAAGUCUGUCUUCUUCUACCCACCCUACCCAGACGAGAUCCGUGGGGUCUUUGCUGUUCGGAAUGGGAAAUACAAGGCUCAUUUCUUUACCCAGGGCUCCGCCCACAGCGACACCACUUGGGACCCUGCCUGUCACGCUGCCAACCGGCUGACGGCUCAUGAGCCCCCACUGCUCUACGACUUGUCUAAGGACCCUGGUGAGAACUACAAUCUUUUGGAAAGUAUAGAGGAGAUCUCCCCCGAAGUUCUCCGGGCUCUGAAGCACAUCCAGCUGCUCAAGGCCCAGUAUGAUGCAGCUAUGACCUUCAGCCCCAGCCAGAUCGCCAAGGGUGAGGACCCUGCCCUGCAGAUCUGCUGUCAGCCGAGCUGCUCUCCCCACCCAGCCUGCUGCCGCUGCCCUGAGUUCCAGUCCUGAGGUGACUGGAGAAAUCACAGGGGUCCCUCAAGGGUAGCCCAGGACCCCUAGCCCUGCCCUGAGUGUGUGGUGAUUCACCAGAGGGACAGGGACAAGUGUGUAGUUUGUAUCCGGUAAUGUAAUAACAUCAGCUGAAAUUUGUUCCACCCUGGGAUCUGCGUGUGUCCAUGGACACAUCGCCGAAGCAUUGGACAUGUCCAUUCA